Necator americanus (New World hookworm) is the source of this 612-nucleotide messenger RNA. RefSeq lists its product as uncharacterized. The record is from RefSeq and is a predicted model, not a curated record. The transcript is spliced from 7 exons. Lineage: Eukaryota; Metazoa; Nematoda; Chromadorea; Rhabditida; Ancylostomatidae. Bases 1 to 612 code for a protein of 203 amino acids.
AUGAGUUCUACGCAUUUUCCUGGCAAUAGAAGCAACGCCCAGUCUCAGCUGAAUAUCUUCGUUGCGAAGGCGAAGCUGAGCUCUGAAGCAGGCCAAAGGAGAUGGGGAUUUAGGCCGACGUCCACGCGUCCACUUGCAUUUGACUACGUUGACCAACGAGAAGGAUUUGAACCAUUGUGGCAUGCGGAAUGUAGCAGUUUUCCGUUGCUCACGAUGCUUCUUAGUCGGGAACCUAGUAGCGUGGAUUGCAUCGGCGGCAGAGCCGCCGAUGAUGAAGUCGUUGAUUACUGGACAGACGGACAGCGUUCCGAAUGUCUCCUUCCGUCAAUGCUGUUUCAAACACCUUCGUGCUUAGACACUGCGGGUUCUGGAGGAGAUGCUUUGUUGAGGGUGUUUGUUGUGGAGGCGAGGCCCUCUUUGAACAUCAAAAUUUGCUUUUCACGUCAACAUUCACCUAUCAACCAUAGGCGGCGAUAUUGUCUGCCAAAUUCAUGUGCCGAUGAAGGAUGUUCACUUGAAAUCGCUACUAAUUCUCGUCCUUUAUCACCGACAGAGAGUUUGAUCUCCCUAGACCAACUUGGACCGAGCUUUGCACCGACACCGACAUUCUGA